Danaus plexippus (monarch butterfly) is the source of this 2900-nucleotide messenger RNA. RefSeq lists its product as uncharacterized. Lineage: Eukaryota; Metazoa; Arthropoda; Insecta; Lepidoptera; Nymphalidae. The transcript has 9 exons. Bases 64 to 2865 code for a protein of 933 amino acids. The record is from RefSeq and is a predicted model, not a curated record.
CGAAACGGCUACUUAUUAUUAUUUAUACAUUUGGUAUAUAUUUAACUAUUAUGGUUUAAUACCAUGAAAUUAUUGUCAUUUUUUAUUAUUAAAUUUUACUUGAGUAGUUUUGUUUGUGCAAGCGUAUCUAAAUAUUGUGAAAUAUGUGCAAAUCACACACUCUGUCUGUAUCAGAUUCCUGGACCCAGUACGGAAUGCACAGGUUAUGAUGAAAACAUGAUUCUUGGAAAAGCCGAAGCCAAUAUUAUUAUUAACCAAAUUAAUAUGCGUAGAAAUUUUAUUGCCACAGGACGCUCCAAGUAUCUACCAGCAGCAGCAAAUAUGAAUAAAAUUAAGUGGUCCGAAGAAUUAGCAACUUUUGCUCAGCGUUGGGUAGACCAAUGUGAUCAAAGUCCGAAUAAGGAAGAUAGCUGUCGGGACCUUGAAAAGACAAAAGUUGGCCAAAAUAUAGCAACAAUAGUCGGAUCAACACCUGGACUGAACAUUAAAAGUUUUAUUGAAAUGUGGUUUAUGAAAUCUAUUUACUAUAAUAGCAGUGUUACUUUUUACAAUCAAUCUGUUGACCACAAAGCAAAUUACUUCACACAAUUAAUUUGGGCUGAAACUGAAGAAGUGGGGUGUGGAAGAGCUAGAUUUGUGAUACAUAAUAAAAGGCCUAUCCUUAUUGAAAGACUUGUUUGCAAUUUCGCACCAACAGGCAACGUACAAGGAAAACCGAUAUAUAUUAUAGGAUACCCCGCCACUCAGUGUAAAAAUAGUAUGAAUCCUGAUAAAGCGUUUAUUGGCUUGUGUGAAACAAACAAUACACCAAAACCCCUAACAUUAAAAUAUAGAGAUAAAAUGUCUACAAGAAAUCCAUCUACCAGCUUCCUAAGAAUACUUAAUUUAUACAAUGAAUCAGCAACCCCUGAAAUGGAUCCUAUUAAAAUUUACCACAAUUCUAAACCAAACGUAAAAGUUUAUCAUGAAAAUAAUAAUUACUACAACAACCAUAAAUCAAAACUUAGAGAUUUACUAAGACAUCCAUACGAUGCUGUGAAACGCAGCUACCCUUUAGACGGUGAACACUUUUGGCGUAUUCCUAAUAACAAUACACGAGAUGACGCAGAAAAUUAUCAAAAAGAAAGAGGACAUUCGCGAGUGUACCACGGUCACAAUCAUAGAAAUGAAUUUGAUUUUUUACAUCCAGAAACGUCCUCAAUAGAUUCUAGGAGGUUUGAUAUGACCACCUACACCGUAAAUAUGUUUUCUAAUCAACAAUUUAGAAAACACAAUAGUGGCAACCGUUGUACAAGAAAAGGGGAAACUCAAACACAAACUGUUACAGAAUGCACACCAUGUGCUCAAACUGCUAAAUGUACAAGACGUCAGAUAAAUAAUUGUAAACAAUACCAAUUUCUGACCACAUCUGACUCUAUCCCACAUGAGUCAUGUCCGUGUAACACCUUUCAAAAUUCAUUUAAAACGAGAUUUAUGUCUUGUGAGCACAAUCGCAAAACUAAUUGUGGUUGUGCAGAUGAAAAUUGGUCAACUGAACCCUGUCGAAACAUGUUACGAACUUUGAAGGACAUUUCUGAAGACAGCAAUAGCAAUAAAGAUUCAUUUUAUGAUGACUUUCAUCCUAAUUUUCACUCUAAUAAUCCAAAAAUUGUAUCAAAAUCACAUCAUUAUGAGUCUUGGCUAAGAAGCAAUGAAAACGAGGAAAACUUUAAUAAAAAAAGAGUAUUCCACAGGAAUAGGAAGAGAAGUGUACCAGAAGAAGAAAUUAAUUUUAAACCAUUUUGGGAAGUCGAUGAAUAUUCUAGUAAUAAACAACCACAGUUGAAAUCUUUAAGAUUUACAACAUUAUCCAACAAGAAAAUUAAAUCCAAAAUACUUAAAAAAAAUACCAGAAACUCAGCUAAAACUGAGUCUAUCACGAUUCCAUUCGAAACACAACCGGCGUUAUCAAAUAAACGGGUUACAGAAAAGUAUUUGUCAUUUGACGAGUUAUUACAUCUCCGGAAAUAUAAUGCAGAACUUAACGCACGAAGAGCUAAUGAAGAAAGGGCUAGCUUUUCCAAUGACGGUAUUCAAAUACUCAGAGAAGGUACAACUAAAGCAACUACUAAAACUGCUGCAACUACUACGACUACUGCUACUACAGCAGGAAGUCCUUCUGAAUACACUGCUAAUACCCCAUAUAUUCGAAUGAAACAUUGCACACGUAAAUUGACUUGCACGUGGACUGCCGCUUCUAUGACUGACAGUAAUGGGAGUGUCAUAACUGGAGGCGCCGAUAACAUUGGAUCUAGAACACCGCCUGGCUACGUUGAAGGGUGUACCAGAACUUCUACUUGUACCAGAGACUACAUGAAUCGUAACAAAAUGGCAACAUUGCCCGUUGAUAUUACUAGCAUAGAAACUGAUAACGGUGACGAUGAAGAUUAUUGUGAACGUCGGUCUUUAAACAAACGAAAUAUAAAUAAAAAUAAAAUAAUUCAGAGACUUACAAAGCGGACAUCCAUCUCGUACAAUAUUAUUAAAUCGCCAAGGAGUAUUAACAGUAGAAUAAACCUAACACCAAAAAACUUAUUAAGUAACCGCAAAAUAAAAACAAAAAAUAGAAGUAAAAGAUUUACAACCAGCCGUAACAAUACACGAAAUUCAAAUAUCCAUAAAGUCAAAAGAGAAAAUAAGAUUCAGGCUGAGAAUAACUUAUUAUCAUAUGGUGAUAUUUACUAUCUUGUAACUAAAAAAAUACUUAAAAUGUGGAAAAAGAAAAGUAUCCAACAUAACCAAUUUUGCUUUUGUAAUCAUGUCUCAAAAUUAAAAAGUGAUUAUUAUAACAUCGCUUUGGUAUUUAUGUUAACUAUACUAAAAUAAAAAUGUAAUCAGUUUCAUUAACAAUUUAUUUGUCA